Molecule: messenger RNA, 1500 nt
Organism: Alternaria triticimaculans
Lineage: Eukaryota; Fungi; Ascomycota; Dothideomycetes; Pleosporales; Pleosporaceae
Exons: 2
Coding region: 1-1500 (499 amino acids)
Source: RefSeq, a predicted model, not a curated record
AUGGGUCCCAGAAGACCUAGUUCGGCGACAGAUGUCGACUCACGUAUGCCGUUCGCAUCGGCGGAGGCGCUGCUAUGGGGGCCAGAGAUGAAACAACAGCACGCCCACCUGCUCACGGAGAUGCGAACACUUCAGAAGCAUCAUGAAGAAUACGAAGCCCGCAUCAGAUCUACCGAACACGUUGCAGAGGCUGCCGAAGCUGCUACGUCGAGGGUCCGACACUUGGAGCAACAACUCGCAGCGAUCGAAGCCGAAGAUGACGACAAGGCUUUCGAGAAGUGGGCAGCAGGCGAGAUGACACGCCUCGGCAUCUUCGUCGACACGAACAAGCACGUCAGGCAGAAGCAGAUCGAGCUGGAUAAUGUCGUUUCUCAUGCUCUGGACGAUCUCGACAAGCUCAAACAGGUCCCCAGGGAACUGAAGGGUGUUCUUCGACGUCUUGAUCUUCUCGAAGCUGGUCGUAAUCAAGACGCGCAUCGGAUCAAGAGUUUAGAGCAAGAAGUCACCCGGCUCAAAUCUACGCGGCAGGAUCCCAAGUCCAAGUCCAACACCGCUGGCCCACAGACCGUUUCUAAGCCUCAGCAUGGCAUGCUGAGAUCCAUGACACCGUCUCAAUUACUCAACGCCGGAACUUCAGAAGUAACAAGUGACACGGACGAUGAAGACCUGAUACUCAUGCCUGGGUUUGCACGUGAAGAAAUUCAAGUACCCCGGAGUCCAGAAAUGAGAGAAAGAGUCGCCCCGCCUCCAACACAGCUGACGGACAAGACCAUCACACGGAAGCGAAAGCAGCCUACAAAGGAGCCCCACACUCAAAGGCUGACUCGCGCUCAAGCCAAGAAGAUUCAAGAACAGGAUGCUGAAGAGCGAAAGCCGCAUGUGACAGGUAGCGAAUCACUCCUCCCACCAACACAGUUGGUCGAGCCAGCUCUUUCAUUGCGCAAGAAGCAAAAGACUGCCCAUGAUCAAGGAUCAGACAAUAUCAAGGCCACAUCCAGCACAGCGAUACGUCCCACUGGCAGAGCUCCAGCAACCGCAAAGCGCAAUGCUGCUGCAAAUCAAAGCAAAAACGCGGCGAUUGAACCCACUCAGUUGGUUACGAGAAGUCCUGCCAAGUCGAACAUACCUAAAGCCACCACUUCUCCUGCCAAGAGGAGGAACCCCUCGCCAGUUCGACCGAGCGCUGUAAAGGGGGGGCAACAGAAGUCACUCGUUGUCAUUCUACGCAGCCCGCAGAAAGCGACGGGGACUGAACGUAGCGAGAGCGAUGACAUGCAUACCACUAUAGCAGACAGAGCUAAGAAAUCACCUCGCAAAGCAGCAGCAGCGCCACUGUCACGUUUGAAGGCCAUUCCUAAGCCUUCGAGCUCGCGCAAUACGGGCAGCCGAGUUGAGCUAGCUGUUGGGUCUGGUACUAGAAAGAAUCCUCUUAGGACGAAACAAGAGAUACCGGAACUCGAUGAUUUUUGGUAUCCAUCGGAAGCAAACGAGCCUCAUUGA